Molecule: messenger RNA, 595 nt
Organism: Penicillium crustosum
Lineage: Eukaryota; Fungi; Ascomycota; Eurotiomycetes; Eurotiales; Aspergillaceae
Exons: 2
Coding region: 45-584 (179 amino acids)
Cellular component (GO): mitochondrion
Molecular function (GO): carbon-nitrogen ligase activity, with glutamine as amido-N-donor
Source: RefSeq, a predicted model, not a curated record
CCCUCAAUUGAGCUUAUUUCUUAUUGUCUAAACUGUCAAUCAAAAUGUUUCAAUCCGUCCGUUUUUCUUCACGCCUCCCAGCUCGUCUGGUACGGUGGAAUUCCACCGGUCCGGUCCUGCCACCCUUGAUGGCUACUUUGCGGACUGAUCUGAAAACUGCCAUGAGAGCCAAAGACACCACAAGACUGAAUGUACUUCGUGCUUUGAUCUCCGAGACCAACAACGCUGCCAAAACCGCCUCGCCGAUUCAGACAGACAUCCAGCUCUUGUCGCUUAUCCGCAAACGCCUGAAUGCCUCCAAAGAUGCGGCAAAGGAGUUUGAUGCCGCUGAGCGUCCAGAUCUGAAGGAGAAAGAGGAUGCACAGGUUGUGGUAUUGGAGGAAUAUGCUAGUCAGGUCAAGACCCUCCCCAUCGCCGAGAUCAAGGAAGUUGUCAUCAAUCAGAUCGCUGCCAUGAUCAAUGACAAUACGAAGCCCAACCAAGGAACCGUCCUCAAAGCUCUCUUUGCUGCAGGAGGCCCUCUAGAUGGCAAGCCAGUGGACCGGAAAGAAGUUGCUACCGAGGUGAAGAACGCGCUCUCUUGAGCUUACAUUUU